CCCCGACGUGAUAACACAUCUGUUUUCAACGCAGACACUUUGUUGAAUAAAUCAGAUCAAAAAGGUGGAACUUGGUUCAAUCUGAAUACUGAAUUGACAUUAUAACUGCUGAUAGCAAUGUCAAGUGAAUCUACAGGAAUACCGUUAUGCGAUGGACAACAUGACCCUCAGGAAGCGGCAGCUGUCAUGUGUCUUGUACAUCAGGAUUUCCUUUGUCUGCAGUGUUUAAUUAACACGAAAAAGCCAGAAUGUGACGUGAAACCCAUAGACAAGCUAUCGCUGAGUGAGAGUCGCUUGUUUGAGGUAUUGAAAAUUAAGAAAUGUCUUGCUGAGCGGAAAGAAAUUGUUCAGAACCAUUCAAAAACUGUUCAUGAAAAGAUUGAUCAGCUGAAAGCUCAAAUUAAAGAUCACGCCGAGGAAUUGGUAAGGAAAGUGGAAGAAAAUGUAGAAAACACUUCGAAGGAUCUUGAGACACAAGCUAAGACUCUGCUAGAUAAUAAUAAUGAUCAAGAGAAAAAAAUUCAAGAACUUGAAGCUGAAAUAUCCGUAAAAACCAAAGAUGCUGAAAAUAUCACGCAAAACGAGAUAAACAAUAUGCAAACAAAGUUAGGAUAUAUCACAGUUAAGAACGAUGAUACAAUAAUGGGUAGUUAUGAAAAGAAACUGACAUUGUCUGGAGACUCAGAUAAUAGAUUAGGUAAAGUGAUGAUCUUUGACCAUGAACACUAUGAUGAGGUGCAAGACAAUGCUGUAGGAAUAAGAGACACAAAUGGAAGAAAGCAAUCGCAACACAUAUCUGUUUGCCAGGAUGCCGACAACACCUGUAAUCCAUCGGAAGCCGGACCUGAAGUUCCGCCUCGCAACCACAACGGACAAAGAUCGGCAUCUGUAGAAGCGACGGGUUCAUCUAAUAUGGAAGACACUGAUAAGAUUGCCAAGGCAUUUUUGAAUCCUCCAAACGGAGAAGAAGGUGAAACUGAAACAAAGUCCGGCAAGGAAGCAAGCAAAAAUCAAGGCGAAAGUACUCAAGCAAAAGGAUCUUCAAAAACAAAUAAACCGUCUAGCAAAAAGUUUGAGUUUCGUCCAUUCGCUGGUUUGUCUGGGUUGCCAGAUAAUCAGCUUUAUGUCCAUAAGAGCUCUACAAAACCGAAAAAGUCAAACGCAGCAAUAACUAACAUUUUAGGAACGGAUCAUAAUGCGUUGGUUUUGUUGGAUGAAAACAAACACCGGAUUAUUAUUUCCGAUUUCAGUGGAGAAAUCAAGGUUACACAUGCGCUAUCAAAAGAUCCAAUUAAGAUAACAAAGUAUAAAGGAAAUUCGUUUGCAAUAUUGAACUGUAAAGACUUAAAGAUAAAAAAGUUUUCAAUUGAGCACAAAGAUAUAAAAACAUCAGACUUAAAACUGUCUGGGUCUGUACCAAAGCCCAUCCACGUUCUCGGAUUUGAAUGUGGAAAGGGAAAAGAUUGUCAACAAUUUGCGUUGAGUGGGAUUGUAAAGGAAGAAGGAAGAGUGAUGCUCAUAAAUGCAGAAACAGGCAAAGUUUCGGAUGUUAGAGGCCCAUUCAAAAUGUCUUCGUCUGAGGAACACCACGACCCUGGAGAUUUUAAAACCUUGUAUGACUUUGAAAAGAAUGCUGUAUAUAUACUAAACAUACCUAGUAAAAGCAUAAAUGCUACUCCUUUGAAAAGAAAGGUUUUGAGUGGAAAGUCCAGUGGAAGGAUGAUGGUUUUGCCCCUGAUCAUGUGGUUUUUGACGAUCAUCACCUGUACAUCACAUCCAAGGAAAAUGUAACACUCUUUUCAAAGAAAUCUGGAAAAACCAUAGCAACACACACCGCAAACAUAGGCAAAUUGAAGGCAAUCUGUUUGAUGAAGGAUCGACGCCUUGCAAUAGUGUCGUGCGAUUCUACCGAGCCGCUGAUGUCAAUGACACUUGAAUUUAUCGCCCUGUAAGAACAGUGCCGAAAGUGGUGUACAUAAUUUGAAGGAAAUUGCAUACUAAUCGGACGAAAAAUUAACAAUAUAAAGAGUUUUCUUUUAUAGUAUAUGUUCUUGGAUAUGACAUUCAUUUUAUUUUUAACUCUUCAAGUUUCAUUGAGUUACACAAUUGUUGUGUUUUAGAUACGACUAUUCCUAAACAGAUUUGCAGAUGUUGCGGAUAACCUUAUCAGAGACUGUUAAAUAUUUUGUCUGUUUUGGUUUAAACGUAUGCGUGGAUUUGAUUCUAAAGUAGAUUUGAUAUACCUGGACAAUAAUAUAAUAUUUAUUCAAGAAAUUAAAUUUAAUUGUGUUCGC
Mya arenaria is the source of this 2294-nucleotide messenger RNA. RefSeq lists its product as uncharacterized. NCBI's taxonomy places the organism in Eukaryota, Metazoa, Mollusca, Bivalvia, Myida, Myidae. The record is from RefSeq and is a predicted model, not a curated record. The transcript has 2 exons. The coding region runs from base 118 to 1791 and encodes 557 amino acids.